CCAGCUCUGUGGUGGGCAUGGAGCUGGAGUCACUGGACAGGCUGGUGAGAAAAGCCAGCUCUGUGGUGGGCAUGGAGCUGGAGUCACUGGACAGGCUGGUGAGGAAAGCCAGCUCUGUGGUGGGCAUGGAGCUGGAGUCACUGGACAGGCUGGUGAGGAAAGCCAGCUCUGUGGUGGGCAUGGAGCUGGAGUCACUGGACAGGCUGGUGAGGAAAGCCAGCUCUGUGGUGGGCAUGGAGCUGGAGUCACUGGACAGGCUGGUGAGGAAAGCCAGCUCUGUGGUGGGCAUGGAGCUGGAGUCACUGGACAGGCUGGUGAGGAAAGCCAGCUCUGUGGUGGGCAUGGAGCUGGAGUCACUGGACAGGCUGGUGAGGAAAGCCAGCUCUGUGGUGGGCAUGGAGCUGGAGUCACUGGACAGGCUGGUGAGGAAAGCCAGCUCUGUGGUGGGCAUGGAGCUGGAGUCACUGGACAGGCUGGUGAGGAAAGCCAGCUCUGUGGUGGGCAUGGAGCUGGAGUCACUGGACAGGCUGGUGAGGAAAGCCAGCUCUGUGGUGGGCAUGGAGCUGGAGUCACUGGACAGGCUGGUGAGGAAAGCCAGCUCUGUGGUGGGCAUGGAGCUGGAGUCACUGGACAGGCUGGUGAGGAAAGCCAGCUCUGUGGUGGGCAUGGAGCUGGAGUCACUGGACAGGCUCGUGAGGAAAGCCAGCUCUGUGGUGGGCAUGGAGCUGGAGUCACUGGACAGGCUGGUGAGGAAACCUAGGUCUGUGGUGGGCAUGGAGCUGGAGUCACUGGACAGGCUGGUGAGGAAAGCCAGCUCUGUGGUGGGAAUGGAGCUGGAGUCACUGGACAGGCUGGUGUGGAAACCUAGGUCUGUGGUGGGCAUGGAGCUGGAGUCACUGGACAGGAUGGUGAGGAAACCUAGGUCUGUGGUGGGCAUGGAGCUGGAGUCACUGGACAGGCUGAUGAGGAAAGCCAGCUCUGUGGUGGGCAUGGAGCUAGAGUCACUGGACAGGCUGGUGAGGAAAGCCAGCUCUGUGGUGGGCAUGGAGCUGGAGUCACUGGACAGGAUGGUGAGGAAAGCCAGCUCUGUGGUGGGCAUGGAGCUGGAGUCACUGGACAGGCUGGUGAGGAAAGCCAGCUCUGUGGUGGGCAUGGAGCUGGAGUCACUGACAUCAGUUGCAGGUAGGAGGACCCUGAGCAGACUGUUCUCAAUAUUGGACAAUGAAUGUCACCCUCUGCACACCACUUUCUCCAAACAGAAGAACAUGUUCAGUGAUAGGCUCCCGUCUCUGUCAUGCAGAACAGACAGGUUCAGAAGAUCCUUUGUCCCUACUGCCAUACAGCUCUUCAACCACACAUGGAACGGGAGGAGUGUGAUGGAUUUAAGCAUUUAGGCCUGUAUAGCA
Molecule: messenger RNA, 1406 nt
Organism: Brienomyrus brachyistius
Lineage: Eukaryota; Metazoa; Chordata; Actinopteri; Osteoglossiformes; Mormyridae
Exons: 2
Coding region: 18-1394 (458 amino acids)
Source: RefSeq, a predicted model, not a curated record